Molecule: messenger RNA, 2097 nt
Organism: Schizophyllum commune H4-8
Lineage: Eukaryota; Fungi; Basidiomycota; Agaricomycetes; Agaricales; Schizophyllaceae
Exons: 7
Coding region: 1-2097 (698 amino acids)
Biological process (GO): mRNA splicing, via spliceosome
Cellular component (GO): intracellular anatomical structure; spliceosomal complex
Molecular function (GO): RNA binding
Source: RefSeq, a predicted model, not a curated record
AUGUCGGGGGAAGAGGUCUCCCCGUACACGCACCAGCUCGCUAUCAAGCUCUCUCAGGCGCUGAACACUCUUGCCCCCAAUGACCUCCUUGCUCAACGCGUCACCGAGAUCGCGAAAAGCCACGAUGCGGAGGGGUUCAUGAAGGCGGCGCGCACCUUCGGCUUGGCCAAACUGAAGGACUCAUACCUUUCUGAGCUGCAUUCUGAGAUCUUGACGCAUGCGAAGCAAGAGGCAACCGGUGUCGCUCCCCAACCCAUGGAAGGCAUCACAGUCCAUGACAGUGAUGUGUUGCAACCCGAGCCGAUGCGCCCAGGGGGACUACAGAGGAAGGACACACGGCACCAAUUUCGUGCACCCCCGAAGCCCUUGGAACCACCAACGCCGCGAACUUCCAUCCUUGGUCUCGAUCGUCUGGCAAAAGAGAAGCGUGCUGCUGCUGCAGCAGAGGAAGGUCAGAGGAAGAAACCUCGGCUGGAUGAUGAUUCCGUAUUCAAAGUCCCCUCCCUCCCUGGCGCACGCGCUGGCAACAUCCGUCAGCGUGGCGAAGAGACACCGUCCCAUCCCGGUGGCCUGAACGAAGUCGCUCGUAAGCGGUUAGAAGAGCAUAAAAUCAAGCGCGCUCGCGAGGGUAUCAAGGCUGCAAACGAGCGCCGAGUGGAUGAGCCCCGCGGCCUCGGCGACUUCCAGCGCCGCUCGAACCGCGACAGAGGGUAUGGCGAUCGUCGUGGACGAGAUCGGGACUACGACCGCGACCGCGACUAUGACCGCGACCGUGAGCGUGACAAUGGCUAUAGCCGCGACCGUCGCGGCGACUCUCGCAGCUGGGACGCCACUCCACGACGCGACGCACCCAGUGUGCGGCAGUCCAAUUGGGACGAGACGCCCCGCGGCGGGCGCGACUCUCGAGACGGGCAGGGAUGGGGCGGCGCGCGGAACCGGAAGUGGGACGCUCCCACGCCACGAGCCAACCGCGGAGGCGUGGACGACGAUGACGGCUCAGACGACGGGAAUGUGCCGGGCAUCGACGUGCGUGAGUGGGAGGAGGAGCAGGUUCGACUCGAUCGGGACUGGUAUACGGGGGUGGAGGAGGGUAUUGCGGGCGAUGAGGAGCACAAUCCGCUAGCGCAGUACGAGGACUUGGCAGUGUUGAAGCAGGCUGAAAUUGCUACGAAGGCUUCGAUCUCCGCCCGCCAAGCCCAAUACAACGCUGACAACGACCUAUGGGAAGCCAACCGCAUGCUCACUUCCGGCGUCGCCACCCGGCGUACCAUCGACCUCGACUUCGAAGACGAGUCCGAGUCUACCGUGCACGUCAUGGUCCACGACCUCAAGCCACCAUUCCUGGACGGGCGCACCGUAUACACAAAGCAACUCGAUCCCAUCAACCCCAUCCGCGACCCCACUAGCGACAUGGCCGUCUUCUCCAAGAAGGGCAGCGCACUCGUGAAGGAGAAGCGCGAGCAGGCUGAACGUGCGAAGGCCGCUGCGAAGCUCGCUGCUCUGGGUGGUACCGCGCUCGGCAACAUCAUGGGCGUGAAGGACGAGGAGGCGGAGGCUAUAGCCGAAGACGAGCGCCGGGAGAAGGAGGCAAAGGCGAAUGGCGAGAAGGAGGAUUACAAGGGCGACUCCAAGUUCGCGGCGCAUAUGCAGCAGACGGCCGGGCAGAGUACGUUUGCUCGCACGCGCACGUUGAAGGAGCAGCGCGAGUAUCUGCCUGCGUUCGCAUGUCGCGACGACCUGAUGAUGACGCUGCGCGAGAAUCAGGUGGUCGUGGUCAUUGGCGAGACCGGAUCGGGAAAGACGACGCAGCUUGCACAGUUCCUGUACGAGGAUGGGUACUGUGAGUUCGGCCUCAUCGGGUGUACGCAGCCGAGGCGUGUCGCUGCCAUGUCAGUAGCCAAGCGUGUCAGCGAGGAGAUGGAGGUGCGCUCAAAUUCCCUGGUACCUGCGAUGCGCUUACUCAUCUCUUUCAGUGCAAACUUGGCUCUACUGUCGGCUAUGCCAUUCGAUUCGAGGAUUGCACUAGUGCAGAGACGAAGAUCAAGUGUACGUGCCCCGCUCUAUGCGCGAACGAUCUUGGCUGAUGUGCUGGUCUAG